UGUGGAUCGCGGACACGCUACGUGAAGGGGAACAAUGGACACAACGCACACACAUACGGCAGAAGAGAAAAGCAGGCAUUCUGAGGAAGAGCGGCUGAACAGACUAGGAUGCUGGGAAUGUAAGACUGUAAUGACUCUAUUGAGAAGUAAGCAUCGCAACGUUCAAUACGAAAGGAUGACAGGAGUGUUGAGACCUAGCAAACAGAAACCCAACAUGAAGUGUUCUCGAAACGAACUUAACAGGAUUUUUGAUUACCACCAUGUUCCGAUCUCCAUGACAACCAUCCCUUGUGACUUCACUCCUUCUCAACGGCCGUGUUCAUCUCCCUCCGAGUCUUUUGCAGUCGUGCGGCGAAGCAGAGACAAAUCAAUGAGCAGACAUAAGUCAAGGAACAGAGGACCCCAGCUAAGAAUGGAGGAGUUGUUGUGCAUUAAGAAAGAACUGAUAGCGAUUAAAUCACAAAUAGAUGAACUUCUGGGCAGUCUAGAGCAGAUGGACCCACAAAGCCAAGAGCCAUCAGGAGACUGUGUGGCAUACUCUCCACUCCAUGGCUCUGUAAGCAGUGUGGACGGGUCUUCAUGUAGCCCUCCUCCCCUGAGGACAGACCUAGAGACACACAGUCCACAGACAGCAGACAGCUGUGAUGAAGACAGACAGCAUGUUAGUCAAUCAGAUUUGUUCUACAUGUAAAGACUGAUUUUCAGAUUGCAAUUGCAGAGAUCACGUUAUGUUGGGGAAAGUCACAGGAUCUGUAAUAAUGGUGUAAAGAGAUGUUUGGAUAAUUUCCACCUCAGCUUUGAUCUGUUGAAAUUGUCAUCAUAUAAACCGAACAUGACCCCAGAGCUGAAUGAGUUCAAUAUAUCAACUUGUAUCAUCGUGUGCUCAGCUGUUAAA
Molecule: messenger RNA, 895 nt
Organism: Myxocyprinus asiaticus (Chinese sucker)
Lineage: Eukaryota; Metazoa; Chordata; Actinopteri; Cypriniformes; Catostomidae
Exons: 8
Coding region: 35-691 (218 amino acids)
Source: RefSeq, a predicted model, not a curated record